Molecule: messenger RNA, 273 nt
Organism: Mesorhabditis belari
Lineage: Eukaryota; Metazoa; Nematoda; Chromadorea; Rhabditida; Rhabditidae
Source: the annotation of a GenBank genome assembly
AUGGCAAAGCGCACGAAGAAGGUCGGAAUCGUCGGAAAGUAUGGCACACGUUAUGGAGCUUCCCUACGUAAGAUGGCCAAGAAACUUGAGACCACACAACACGCCAAGUACACCUGCGGAUUCUGUGGAAAGGACGCUAUGAAAAGAACGGCCGUUGGAAUCUGGAGCUGUACCAAAUGCAGCAAGAAAGUCGCUGGAGGAGCUUAUGUGUACGCCACCGUCACCGCAUCAACUGUCAGAUCUACCAUCCGUCGACUUCGCGAGCUCAAAGAA